AUGGCGAGCACCAAUAAGAAGCUCAAGUCCUUGACAUCCAUGGCGUCGUUUCUCCUUCUCGCCGCGGCCAUGGCGGGCACCACCAACGCCGACGCCGGCUUCGUGUCCCGCACGUGCCAGAAGACCAAGAAGGCGACCCAAUGCGUCUCCGUCCUGAGCGCCGACCCAGACAGCGCCUCCAAGGCCACGACGGAGAGCGACCUGGCGGGGAUCGCGCUGCGGCUCGCCACCGCCACGGCGGGGGACGCCGCCGCGGCCGCCAUUGACGAGCUCGCGAAGGGCAACCCCCCGGGCACGCCGCUGGGGGACGCCCUGGGCGCCUGCCGCGGUGCCUACUUCAACGCCGCCGGCGUCCUGAAGCUCGACGCGCGCCAGAGCUUCGACGGAGGGGACUACGCCGUGGCGUCCCAGCUCGUGGCCGGCGCCGGGCGCGCCGGCGCCGAGUGCGACUCCGCGUUCCCGUUCGUCGGCGUCGCGCCGGCGCCGGAGCUCAUGGCGAAGGUCGACCGCGACAUGACGGAGAGAUGCGCCAUCGCGGAGGAGCUCAUCGAGCUGCUCGUCGGUCGUCGCUAA
Molecule: messenger RNA, 573 nt
Organism: Brachypodium distachyon (stiff brome)
Lineage: Eukaryota; Viridiplantae; Streptophyta; Magnoliopsida; Poales; Poaceae
Product: pectinesterase inhibitor 28-like
Exons: 1
Coding region: 1-573 (190 amino acids)
Molecular function (GO): enzyme inhibitor activity
Source: RefSeq, a predicted model, not a curated record